This is a messenger RNA of Gambusia affinis (western mosquitofish), 3597 nucleotides long. It is a transcript of the gene pde1cb, whose product is annotated as phosphodiesterase 1C, calmodulin-dependent b. The record is from RefSeq and is a predicted model, not a curated record. Gene Ontology annotation, biological process: signal transduction. The transcript has 18 exons. Gene Ontology annotation, molecular function: 3',5'-cyclic-nucleotide phosphodiesterase activity. Bases 324 to 2570 code for a protein of 748 amino acids. NCBI's taxonomy places the organism in Eukaryota, Metazoa, Chordata, Actinopteri, Cyprinodontiformes, Poeciliidae.
UUCACCUGUUUGUCCCGGGAGAUCGGCGUGUUUGUCGACAGAGCAACUUUCUCCAUGUGACGUGUCUGCCAGAGGAAAGGCAAACAGGCAGAGCAACAAACGGUUUCCGCUAAAACUCCGACGUCUUCUUGUUCAUUCUGUUGCAUGGCUUUUUGACACCCAAAUUUCUCAACUAUGAGAAAUGGGUCAAAUAUCUGAACAGUGACGAAGGUGGAUUUUUUUUUUGAGUUUUUUGUACGAUUUUGAGUAGUGUUGAGGAAAAUGAAAGGCGAACUCAAGGGAACUGGUUAAAAGAAAGCCUCUGCUUAAGAGCUUGUUUUGUGAUGGGUUCGGUGACUUCUGCUCUGACCAGGACGAGGAACGCGUUCGUGAAAGUAGGUUCCCAGCCUGAGAACCACGACUCAGAGAGGAGUCGGUCCGCUCCGGAGUCGGACCGGCCCAGGAAGAGGAGUAAAGGCUUCAACGUGCCAGGCCAAACCGGUCGGCAGAGCUCCCGCCAGUCGCUGUCCGAGGUGCUGAGCAGACAAGACUCCGAUGGAGCCAAACAAAGUUCAAGGAAAAAGCCUGCUGAGGUUCAACAGAGCGUGGCAAAUGAAGAUGGAGAGAGCGCCUGCAGACCCCCGGCCAGUUUUGCACGCUCUAAAUCCCAGAGUGCUUUGUGGAAUGCCAUCACGGCGGGAAUGGGGAUCAAAGGCAAAGAGCAGAAGGUCCCCCUGAAUGACCCACGGAGUCCCGAGGAGAUUCUGGCCGACGACCUUCCAGCAACAGACGAACCAGAUGCCACGGAGAAAACUGCCAUCAGAUUACGAUGUCUGGUGAAACAACUGGAGAGAGGAGAGGCUUCCCUUGCUGAUCUCAAGAAAAACCUGGAGUACGCAGCAUCGGUGCUUGAAUCGGUUUACAUUGAGGAGACAAGGCGAUUGGUGGACACAGAAGAUGAGCUCAGUGACAUCCAGUCAGAGUCUGUGCCUUCGGAGGUGCGAGACUGGCUGGCCUCCACCUUCACCAGGCAGAUGGGGCUAAUGCUCCGGCGAAAUGAAGAAAAGCCCCGUUUCCGGAGCAUCGUCCACGCCGUGCAGGCUGGAAUUUUUGUUGAGAGGAUGUACCGACGCACCUCCAACAUGGUGGGGCUCAGCUACCCUGCAUCUGUCAUAUCUGUUCUUAAGAAUGUUGACAAAUGGUCAUUUGAUGUGUUUGCCCUAAAUGAGGCCAGUGGGGAUCACGCUCUUAAAUUUAUAUUCUAUGAGUUGCUUACAAGAUAUGAUCUCAUAAGCCGCUUCAAGAUUCCGAUCUCUGCGGUGGUGUCAUUCGUGGAAGCCCUGGAAGUGGGUUAUAGCAAACAUAAAAAUCCCUACCACAACCUGAUCCAUGCUGCUGAUGUAACCCAGACUGUACACUACCUGCUUCUCAAAACUGGCAUGGUGCAUUGGUUGACUGAACUAGAGAUCUUCGCCAUGAUCUUUGCGGCUGCAGUGCAUGACUACGAGCACACAGGGACCACAAACAACUUCCAUAUACAGACAAGGUCAGACACAGCCAUCCUCUACAACGAUCGCUCAGUAUUGGAGAGUCAUCAUGUCAGCGCAGCAUAUCGCCUACUGCAGGACGACGAUGAAAUGAACAUCCUCUACAACCUCUCCAAGGAUGACUGGAGAGAGCUGCGUGCUUUGGUGAUCGAGAUGGUGUUGGCUACUGAUAUGUCUUGUCACUUCCAGCAGGUUAAAGCCAUGAAGAACUAUCUACAGCAACCUGAAGGCAUCGACAAGCCCAAGGCUCUCUCCCUACUUCUCCACACAGCUGACAUCAGCCAUCCAGCCAAAAGUUGGGACCUGCACCACCGAUGGACCACCUCUUUGCUUGAGGAGUUCUUCAGACAGGGGGACAAAGAAGCCGAACUAGGCCUGCCGUUCUCUCCACUGUGUGACAGAAAGUCCACGUUGGUUGCACAGUCUCAGAUUGGGUUCAUAGACUUUAUCGUGGUUCCCACCUUCACUGUGCUGACUGACAUGAUGGAGCGCAUUGUCACCCCGCUCAUCGAGGAGGCCUCCCACUCUGGUCUUUCUACCUUUAGACGCUCAAGUCUAAACAGUAUUAGCUCAGAUGAAACCAAGAGGCACAGUGUGAAGAGCAUGGGAUCUGACAGCAGCUCGUCUGGCCAAAGCUCCCUUCUGACGGUGGACACUAAAAACUUCAAAGCCUUGUGGAAUGAGGAUGUUUAUCAGAACAGGGAAAGAUGGAAAGCCCAGGCUACCAAAGAAGCAGAAGAGAGAGCUAAAAAGGAAGCAGAAGAGCAAGCUCAGCAGGAGGAAGCUAUGGAACCGCAGGAGGUCCAGACAGAGUCUGGAUACCUUGAACAGAAGGAAAACAAAUCAGACAGCAAGGUGCCAGAAUCAGCAGAGGUCAGCAGAUCACCAGAUGGAAACACAGGGGAACCAAAGCAGGCAAACCCCCGUGGGAACACAUCAGACCAGAGUUCCCUGCUGCAGAACGGUGAGUUGUCAGAGGCGGGUGAAUCUCCUGAUGGUGAAGAAAACAAGAACAAAGGAAUAAGUGAGGCAGUGAUGGAAUAACGGAGCAGAAGAGCAUCAUGGCUACACUGAUUCUGCCGUGUUGCUGUUUAAAGGUUGAAGUUGGACUCUGCUGCCCUCAACAGACGACUGAAAUACUGACACCUUUGCUUCCUUUUUUGUUUAUCUCUUUGCAUUUCGACAGCUUCUACCACAUGUAUAAUGUUUUUACCAUUUAUAAACAGUAAGGUGCAUUAUUCCUUCUUUUCUGCUUUGUUUUUAUAAUAAUAAAAAAAAAAAUCUAAUGAAGAGGUUUAUUUCCAUCCAGUGGCUAUAACAGUGUCACCACUGGCAAACUAGUUUGUUUUUGUGGUAGUUUGGGCAGCAUUAUUUUAUUUUCCUUUUUUAUUGCAAUUUUUUAACUCAACUCUUGUAGCUGUUUUAAAAAUCCCACUUCCGCAUUCUGGAUACAUCUAUAUUAGAUUCAUUUGUUGGGAGAUGGGAGUUAAGAUAUUUGUUGCGACUUACUACCACAUAUGCAGAAUAGAUGCAUAUCUAGAGGGACUUGUACAACGCCUAUACUGCAUGUAGAUUAUAUGUCUGUACAGUAAUUUGAGAUUCUUGCCACAGGUCUUCAGCACUACUGUUUUAUUACCAAGUACUCCUUAAAUAAAUCUAGCCUAACUUAGAAAACAAUCUUCCUUUGAGUGCUCCUUAUGGUUGCUAAUGCCACAAAAAUAAAAUAUUUUGUGUGUUUACUUUCUUUUAACUUUUUUGCAAUUUAAAUGCAUUUGUAUUCUUAACAGCCAGGUGCAAAUGGUUUUAUUUUUUUUCUAUGUUUUUCUUUUCUGUAUAUAUAUUAAAUGUUUAUUAAUGGUUGAAUAUGGAACAUAAAUCCAUCAGCCGUCCAGUGAGGGAAAUAUUUUUGAGAUAAAAUGUAAGAUAUUUGUGAAAAAAAUAAAAGUCCAAAAAUUAGAAAGCAGCUUUUUGCAAUUUUAACAUAUCACACGCGCAGAUGCAUUCAAGUUUUUUUUUUUGUAAAUACAAUGUUUUUGUUCAUCUUUUUGAAAAUAUAUUUGUUUUGCAUUAA